AUGCGCGCUGUAGCGUACCAGAUGGCCCAAUCAGCUAUUUUACACGCCAAAAAAACUGAACGUGAUUUUCAGAAGAUGGCGACCGCUCUGGUGGUGUCAACUUCAGUUCCUUCAAAUCCUGAAAAGGAAACAUGUGAAACAGCCAUUCAGAAGGUUGUGAGUCCUGAAGUGUACAUCAAGCAUCCAUUACAAAACAAGUGGGCUCUAUGGUUUUUCAAGAAUGACAAAAGCAAAACAUGGCAAGCCAAUCUUCGUCUCAUCUCCAAAUUUGACACUGUGGAAGACUUCUGGGCAUUAUACAAUCACAUUCAGCUAUCAAGUAACUUGAUGUCUGGCUGUGACUACUCGCUCUUUAAGGAUGGGAUUGAGCCCAUGUGGGAGGAUGAACGGAAUCGACGAGGUGGACGCUGGCUGAUAACUCUGUCCAAGCAGCAGCGAAAAUCAGACCUGGAUCGGUUCUGGUUGGAGACGCUCUUGUGUCUUGUGGGUGAAGGUUUUGAUGACUACAGCGACGACGUGUGCGGAGCCGUCAUUAACAUCCGAGCCAAAGGGGACAAAAUUGCAAUAUGGACCACGAACUACGAAAACAAAGAGGCCAUCACACACAUAGGGCGUGUGUAUAAAGAGAGAUUAGGCGUUCCGCCAAAAGUGAUCAUCGGAUACCAGUCGCACGCAGACACCGCCACGAAGAGCGGCUCCACAACCAAGAACAAGUUUGUUGCCUGAGGACCGAUAACCAGUACCAUCAGCCGUGCUUUCUUUUUCUGUUGCCAGCAUAGAUUUUCUGUAUUCCUUCCAUGAAUGUAACUGACGUGUUUGUCCACUAACAAACAUUUUGAAGUGGAGAUAAAAUUGCUUCCGUUUUUUGGCCACUUUACCAAAGCGUUUGGUUCUGGUGAGAGUAUGUGCAGUUAAAGUGUCGCACUAUGGUUUGGGAAUUUAUAACUUUGCUGUUUUUGUGGUGGUGGGCUGAAGAUGAGUAAAAAAGAUUUUUCAUGUCCUUGUUUCAUUUCCAAAUGCAGCUGUGUAUUUAUUUGAAUUUAUUUGAUUUAUCCACCCCCGAGUGUAUAUGCAUAUUUCUUUAAAGCACUUAACAUUAAAGGAGAAAAAAAAACAAAGGAGAACAUUUUAUAUUUUUGGUAUAAGCUGUAGUUUUUUUGUUUGAACUGUAUGUCCUCACUCAGCUGGAGUAUAAAUGUUUGGAUUUAUUGCACAUUUAGCUGCAUGGUGGAAUUUUUAACCGUGCAUUGUGACUCACAUCUUCUCAAAGUGAAGAGAGCCGAACGAACAGCUUGAUAGGAAAUCUGUGUUCAACCCGUUUUCAAAGACAUGUGAGCAGACUAGGAACGUGUGGACACUUUUGUGCAGUUGUGGUUUUCCAGUUUGACAAAUUAUUUGAAAGUAACUUUAUCGCCAACGCUGCAAAAAGGAGGUCUUGGUUUGAACUGUUUAGUUUCUCGUCAAGCAGAAAGCGUUAAAACAGACGUAAACCUAAAUGUCUAGAAUUUUGAGUUUCAGAGCACAGAAAGAUGUCAGCGAUGAAAACAUUUUGUGUCGCAGUAUGUUUUUAAUGAGGAUGGUAUUUUCCAAAUAUGUGUAUUGUUGGGUAUCUAUUUUUUUGAGUGGACGAGCCAUGUUACAGUGUACAGCUAAGAAUGUUCAUUUGGUAUGCGGUUUGUCGAUCUGCUCUGAAUAAGUUUACAUCGUUUAGUUAUUUACAUUCCAGAUUUGGUUUUCUUUGUGGUGUGAGCAAACCUUGUUUGGAGGGACUGACCUGUGCCUUGAAUGUAACGCGCUGCCCCAUAUUUCUGGGCAGUAAAUGUACAAAGGAGUGAUGUAAAUAAACAUGU
Molecule: messenger RNA, 1850 nt
Organism: Chelmon rostratus (copperband butterflyfish)
Lineage: Eukaryota; Metazoa; Chordata; Actinopteri; Chaetodontiformes; Chaetodontidae
Product: eukaryotic translation initiation factor 4E-1A-like
Biological process (GO): translational initiation
Cellular component (GO): eukaryotic translation initiation factor 4F complex; cytoplasm
Molecular function (GO): RNA 7-methylguanosine cap binding; translation initiation factor activity
Source: RefSeq, a predicted model, not a curated record